AUGGCUCCUACUGAUAUCUUCCAAUGUACACCAAUAUCUUAUACUUGGACUGGUUGGAGCGGUGCAACGGAGGGCCACUGUCUCAAUAUCUACAUUCAAGCCUGGAUUUCGGGUAUCUUGAAUAUCUUACUCGAUAUCUUCGUCAUCUUAUUGCCCAUUCCUCACCUCCUCAAGCUGACCAUGUCCCGCAAGAAAAAGGCCCAAGUCGUUGCCAUGUUUAGCGUUGGGUUGUGUGUGACCUUGACCAGUGUGGCACGCCUAACGAGUCUUGUAAGGUUCCGCAAGACUUGGAAUUUCACACGGGACUAUACUGGCAUCAGCUAUAUGUCGACGCUUGAAGUCGACAUUGGCAUUAUCUGCGCCUGUAUGCCCGCAAUACAGCUCCUUUUAAGACGAGUUGCGCCUGGUAUCUUGGGCAGCAGUAUUACGGAAAGCUCGCAACUUUAUCCGCAUACGGGUUCACACGCCAGGACAAAGUCAACCCGCCAUCCGAGCAGUCACAUCACGCAGUCCAAAAGCAUCACCAUGACUAUCACCACCACUGUUGCUGAUAUGCCAAAAGACAGUGAUUCGGUCAUUGAGUUGGUCGACACGGAGAGACAAGUCCAUAAUAGUAAUGGAGAUUGUGGCUCUUCUGCAACGGUGUCGACCGAACACUAUCCACAUAGACUAGAAUGGUAG
Exophiala aquamarina CBS 119918 is the source of this 681-nucleotide messenger RNA. RefSeq lists its product as uncharacterized. Lineage: Eukaryota; Fungi; Ascomycota; Eurotiomycetes; Chaetothyriales; Herpotrichiellaceae. Bases 1 to 681 code for a protein of 226 amino acids. The transcript is spliced from 3 exons. The record is from RefSeq and is a predicted model, not a curated record.